This is a messenger RNA of Rotaria sordida, 489 nucleotides long. Lineage: Eukaryota; Metazoa; Rotifera; Eurotatoria; Philodinida; Philodinidae. The record is from the annotation of a GenBank genome assembly.
AUGUCUUUCCCCCAAUAUUUAAUUCGAGGAGGUGAUAUAACGAAUUUCGAUGGUUCGGGUGGUGAAUGUAUUUAUGGGAAAACAUUUGCUGAUGAAAAUUUUAACAACAAACAUUCCAAAUCCGGUACUUUAUCGAUGACUAAUUUUGGUCCGAAUACCAAUAAUUCCCAAUUUUUCAUAACUUAUAUUGGACUUCCAUUCUUCGAUGAUACAUAUGUUGUUCUCGGCGAAAUUUCAAGUGGCAUGGACGUUAUUCAUGCCAUCAUGAAUCAGGGAAGUGCCACUGGUCGACCUAAAACAGAUAUCAUCACCGUCGAAUGUGGAACAAUCAAUGAAAACUAGUAUUAUCACUAAUCGACGAUCUUGCCCUAUUCUUUCCAGGUUCUUGUUUUUCUUGGUUUUCAGACAAGAUUCUUUUUCCAUUCCUUCUAUACAAGAUUCGUGCCUGAAAAAACUGAUCUUGCCUUUCUGACAAGAUUCGUGUAGACC